AUGCCUCGAAUAACCUUGCGACAGCAGCUUCACAAACCCAGCAUAGCUUCUGCUAAUUCCCGCUGCCUAUACUCGACAUCCCCGCCGCCGUCUGACAAAGACACGCACACGACUCGGGAAAAUGCCGCCGCCAGCCUGCCGUCCGCCGCCGAGAGCCGACGCAGCGCGCUCAACACCAAAUUCAGCGAAGCCAUGGACAGGCUGCAGGCGCGGGCGCUGACAGCCUCGCAGACGCUCAACGACGUGACCGGGUACUCCUCGAUCGAGACGAUCAAGGCCGACAAUGACGCGAUGGAGCGGACGCUGGGCGCCGCGCAGGAGCGGGUGCGGAGCGCGCGGGCGGCGUACAAGACGUCCAACACGAAGCGCGCGGCGACGCAGCGCGAGGUGACGACGCUGCUGGCGCGCAAGGACACGUGGACGCCGGCGGACCUGGAGCGGUUCACGGAGCUGUACCGGACGGACCACGUGCUCGAGGGCGCGGUGGCCUCCGCGCAGGAGGCGCUGACCACGGCCGAGGCCGACGAGCAGGGCCUCAACCAGCGCCUCAACGCGGGCAUCCUCAAGCGCUACCACGAGGAGCAGAUCUGGAGCGACCGCAUCCGCCGCGCGAGCACCUGGGGCACCUGGGGCCUCAUGGGCAUGAACUUUGUGUUGUUCGUCCUGCUGCAGUUCUUCGCGGAGCCGUGGCGCCGCAGGAGGCUGGUCCGCGGCGUCGUCGAGCACGAGGGCGAGGUGCUGGCGGGCGUGAGGGCGGAGAUUGAGGCGCUCAGGACGGGCUUGGAACACAAGAUGGACGCGGCGCUGCGGAGUCGUGCGGAGGAGGGGGAGAUGGCGACGACGACGACGACGACGACGACGACGACAGCACCGGAAAAGGAGGGCAAGGGUGAGGCGGAAACUUUGAUAGGGCCGGCGCAAGCGACGACUUGGGGCGAGUUCUUGCAGGAUCCGGCGCGGUGGAGGGCGGCGGCAUCGGAUCUCUGCAGUGAGAGGCAGGUUCACCUGCGCAUGAAGGAUGCGACGACGCUCGUGCUCCAAGGCGCCGUAGCCGGGGCCGCGAUUGUCGGCAGCAUAGCAGUGCUGGCGGCACGAUAG
Cordyceps fumosorosea ARSEF 2679 is the source of this 1098-nucleotide messenger RNA. Its product is annotated as Mitochondrial distribution and morphology family 33. The transcript has a single exon. Gene Ontology annotation, biological process: inner mitochondrial membrane organization. Lineage: Eukaryota; Fungi; Ascomycota; Sordariomycetes; Hypocreales; Cordycipitaceae. The record is from RefSeq and is a predicted model, not a curated record. Bases 1 to 1098 code for a protein of 365 amino acids. Gene Ontology annotation, cellular component: mitochondrial inner membrane.